Molecule: messenger RNA, 1233 nt
Organism: Colias croceus (clouded yellow)
Lineage: Eukaryota; Metazoa; Arthropoda; Insecta; Lepidoptera; Pieridae
Exons: 2
Coding region: 1-1233 (410 amino acids)
Molecular function (GO): nucleic acid binding
Source: RefSeq, a predicted model, not a curated record
AUGCCGAAAGGACAAGUUUUGAAAGGACAAUCCAGACAGUUAGUGCUAAAACUUUGUGAUUUCUUUGAGAAAGAAAAUCAAAAUGGCGGUCCUCUCAUACCUUUCUCGCAAGUGCGAAACCGUGUUUCGGUUGCAUUGGGUAUCAGUCUACCAACUGUGACUAAAAUUACGAAUGAUGCCUACGGUAGGAGCGGCUUGGAAAGAAACAAACCUUCUACACCAAAAAGAAAGCGUCGGCCUCGUAAGGUGACAGGUGUUGAUGAUUUUGACGCUGAUGCCAUUCGUCGUCAUGUAUAUGACUACUAUUUAAAAAAAGAAAUUCCAACUUUAAGAAAACUUAUUGUUUCCUUGCAAAGAAGUGGUUUAUUUCAUGGUCAAAAAUCUUCAUUGGCCAAAGUUUUAAAAACAAUUGGCUUUUCAUUUAAAAAAUCUGAUAAAAGAAAAGUGUUAAUGGAACGAACUGAUGUUGCUUUGUCACGAUGUGACUUUUUAAGAAAGGCAAAAAGAAUACAAGAUUGGACAAAUAUUGUUUUUACAGAUGAAACAUGGCUCAACGCUAACCACACAAUAUCCCGUUCCUGGACUGACGGUACUGCUGCAUCAACCUCCGCAGUACCAAUGGGAAAAGGUGAACGCCUCAUCAUAUGUCACGCUGGUACGGCAAAAGGUUUUGUACGAAAUGCACUGCUGGCAUUCAAAUCUAAGAAAUCAGGCGAUUACCACGAAGAAAUGAAUGCAGAGGUCUAUGAAGAGUGGUUCAAAAACAUGCUCCUAUCAUUGGAAGAACCAUCUACAAUUUUAAUUGAUAACGCACCUUACCACUCUCGCCAAAUUGAUAAAAUGCCAACACAAGCUAAUAAAAAACAUGAAAUUAUUAAUUGGCUUCGCGAUAAUGGAGAAAAUGUGGACGAUUCUAUAAUUCCUCCUUAUCACUGCCAAUACAACGCUAUAGAGCUCAUCUGGGCUCAAGUAAAAGGGCAUGCUGCGAGAAGCAAUACGAGCCCGCCAUUCACAGCGAAUAAAAUGUUGGCAUUACUAAAAGACGCUUGCACCCACGUGACGGCCGAGAACUGGGCAAGAGUGGUGGAGAGAACUAAACGUAUCAUAUUAUCUGAUUGGGACCGUGAUAUUGCAUUCGACAAUAUAUGCACACAAGACCUUAUCCUACAUAUUACUGAAGACUCCUCAUCGGACGAAUCCAGUGAAAAUUGUAAUUCUGACGACUUAGGCUAA